Messenger RNA from Callithrix jacchus (white-tufted-ear marmoset), 4076 nucleotides. RefSeq names its product protein O-glucosyltransferase 1 (gene POGLUT1). The record is from RefSeq and is a predicted model, not a curated record. Gene Ontology annotation, molecular function: UDP-xylosyltransferase activity; UDP-glucosyltransferase activity. Gene Ontology annotation, cellular component: endomembrane system. Gene Ontology annotation, biological process: positive regulation of Notch signaling pathway; protein O-linked glycosylation. NCBI's taxonomy places the organism in Eukaryota, Metazoa, Chordata, Mammalia, Primates, Cebidae.
AAUCACUUGAACCUGGGAGGCAGAGGUUGCAGUGAGCCAAGAUUGUGCUACUGCAUUCCAGCCUGGGUGACAGAGUGAGACUCUGUCCUCUGUCUCAAACAAACAAAAAAAAUCAAUUGGCUUUUAUUAGUGAUUCAUGAAUCAGGCAUGAUCCCAUCUAUGAAACAGAAAGGUGUUCUAAUGAGCUAAGCAGAAGGGGUUGGCCUUAUAGACAAAAAUGGGCUGAAGAAAUUAGAAAUAAGAAACAAAAAUCAGAUUGGUCAUUUUGAAAUUACUUUCCUUAAAAAGUAUCAGAGGGGACUUCUUUAUCAUGCCAGCUCAGGUAUAUGAGCCCCUUCUGACUGGUUGCUGCCAAUCUCCUAUUUGUUGGGAAACUGGCCCCUUUUAAAGUUGUUUAAUUUCGUGGCACCUAGGACAAGUGCCUCCAUUCUGGUUUUUUCUACUCACUUGAGGCCUGAUGCCAGAGUUCAGUCCUAAACAACGACCUCCUGUAAACUUUAUUCAACACCAUUGAUUCAUUUUUCCUACAUCUAAGUCACCCCAACUGUUAUAAAUUUCUAUUACAAAAGGACCCAUGCUAUGCUAAUUGCAACCUCUGGGGUCUAACCGUGCUGUACACACACACACACACACACUCAAAGAUCUAUGCCAUUUGAUAAGAGACAAUUUGACAUCAAGAGAAGAACUGUCUAGCCUAGGCUCUAUGCCAAGCCUUGGUUGUGCCACUAACUGUGAAACAUAUCCUCUCUGACCUUCAGUUUUCUGGCUGCAGACCUAUUUUCUCAGGGGUGCCAGAGAGGAAGGACAGGCAGCUGAUCCAUUCGUUUAUUUUCCCCACCUUCCAGGCGCACACUUCUCGGGGAAACUCCGCAAGGCUGGGGGCUGGAGGAGGGGUGGGGGGAGCAGUGUGGCCAUCUUUGUGCGGGGCGACCCGCCGCCCACGUGCUGCGGCUCCCGGGCCAUCUUUGUGCGGGGCCGCGCUUCCGCUGGCGCCGCAGCGGGGAAUCUGCAGCAGGUCCGCUGGCGAUGGAGUGGUGGGCAAGCUCGCCGAUUUGGCUCUGGCUGCUGUUCCUCCUGCCCCCAGCGCAGGGCCGCCAGAAGGAGUCAGGUUCAAAAUGGAAAGUAUUUAUUGACCAAAUUAACAGGUCUUUGGAGAAUUAUGAACCAUGUUCAAGUCAAAACUGCAGCUGCUACCAUGGCGUCAUAGAAGAAGAUCUAACUCCUUUCCGAGGAGGUAUCUCCAGGAAGAUGAUGGCAGAGGUGGUCAGACGGAAGCUAGGGACCCACUAUCAGAUCAUUAAGAACAGACUAUACCGGGAAAAUGACUGCAUGUUCCCCUCAAGGUGUAGUGGUGUUGAGCACUUUAUUUUGGAAGUGAUCAGGCGUCUCCCUGACAUGGAGAUGGUGAUCAAUGUACGAGAUUAUCCUCAGGUUCCUAAAUGGAUGGAACCUGCCAUCCCAGUCUUCUCCUUCAGUAAGGUCAGCAGCACAGUGGCCAUGGAAGAAGAAAAACUCUACAGCAUAUUUCCGAGGAUCGAGGAUACCUUAGGAAAGCCUGCUGCUAAGGAUGUCCAUCUUGUGGAUCACUGCAAAUACAAGUAUCUGUUUAAUUUUCGGGGUGUAGCUGCAAGUUUCCGGUUUAAACAUCUCUUCCUGUGUGGUUCACUUGUUUUCCAUGUUGGUGAUGAGUGGCUAGAGUUCUUCUAUCCACAACUGAAGCCAUGGGUUCACUAUAUCCCAGUCAAAACAGAUCUCUCCAAUGUCCAAGAGCUGUUACAAUUUGUAAAGGCAAAUGAUGAUGUAGCUCAAGAGAUUGCUGAAAGGGGAAGCCAGUUUAUUAGGAACCACUUGCAGAUGGAUGACAUCACCUGUUACUGGGAGAACCUCUUGACUGAAUACUCUAAAUUCUUGUCUUACAAUGUAACAAGAAGGAAAGGUUAUGAUCAGAUUAUUCCCAAAAUGUUGAAAACUGAACUAUAGUAGUCAUCAUAGGACCACAGUCCUCUCUGUAGCAACAGACCUCAGAUAUCCUAUGGUGAGAAGCUUACCAUAAGCUGGGCACCCAUAUCUUGAAUACCUGUUACCAAGCCAAAUACCUGAUUUUCCUUAUCAUGCUGCACUCGAAGCAGUUCUUGAGAAAGAUUUAAAAUGUGUCUAAUCCACUGUGUCUAAUCAAUUUUUGGAUGAAUAAGGACCAGAAAUCAUGAGAUGUGGAUUUUGAAUGCAACUCUACCUUUCAUUUUCUUAAGACCAAUCACUGCUUGUGCCUCAGGUCAUCCAUCUGUGUGUGUCCAUCACUGUGAAAUUGACUGUGUCCAUAUGAUGAUGCCCUUUGUCCCAUUAUUUGGAGCAGAAAAUUCAUCAUUUGGAAGUAGUACAACUCAUUGCUGAAAUUGUGAAAUUAUUCUAGGCAUGAUUCUCUGUCGCUUUAUUUUAAUGGAGGAAACCCUAUGGGGUUUAUGAAUAAUACUUGGGGAUCAUUCUCUGAACUGUCUAAGGAAGCGGUAGCCAUGCCACACAAUGAUGUAGGAGUUCUCUUUUGUAAAAGCAUAAACUCUGUUACUCAGGAGGUUUCUAUAAUGCCCCAGAAAGAGGUCAAUUGCAUAAGUAAUUAUUGCAAUUGGAUUUCAGGUUCCCUUUUUGUGCCUUCAUGCCCUACUUCUUAAUGUCUCUCUAAAGAAAAAAAAAAAAGACAAAUGCCUCUUAAUAAAUUUAGGAAGUAUUCCUCAUUCUUUAAUAGAACUAUAUAUAGAGCAGCAGCUCCUCCGCACCCUUUGCACACCUUUAAUAUUUUUCCUUCUUAAGUUGAUCACCGCAGGGGUCAUUGACACUCUGUCUUGCAGGAACCACAAGGAGUCUUCGUAUGUAAACGUGCCAUUCAGUUGGUAGUUUAGAGCAUUCACCUUCAAAUAUAUAGAAGAUAUUUGUUUUAGUACAAAUCCAUAUUGGAGUGACUCCUUUUUCAUUUUUUUAAAAAGACAUUUUGGGUAGUAGUUUAACCUCUCUAACAUGAAGAAAAAUGUUGAGAUUAAAGCUCUGGAGUCUGAUGACUUAGAACUAUCCUUGACUCUUAGGCCCAACCUUUCCACAGAGAAAUCACCUCUCUUCCUUUGUCUCUUAAGAACUAUUUGGUAUUUACUAGUUUCAGAAUUAGUAAAUUUGAGAUUCAGUCACAUAAAAUCAGACAUUCCAUUUGUCAGCAAUGUAUUUGGCUUUUUAAACUUCUUUCCACAAAAUUUUAAGUCUAAUGACCUUUUUAGAGAAGUUGAACAUCCCUGGUAAGAUCAUUUCAUGGAAUAAGAAGAUGUUUAAAGUUGGAUUUUUUUUUUCCGAGUACUAGCAAUGCAAAGGGACCGUGUUCUUAGGUGCUAUAAGUCUAGCAAUAGGCAGUCCAGAUUGCUGAGUUGUACUAUGGUUUUGCCUGAUCACUAUGAGGUCCUACUAGGUGUAAUCAUUCUCUCUGUGUUUUAAUUUCCUCUCAUUAAAAUAGAAACAAAAUCUUCUAUCUUUUAGAUUAGGAGCUGAAGAUUCAUUUCCCUGGGAUGUUCCCCAUUUAGCUUCAAGUUGCAGCUCAAACAUCACCUUCUUUCUGACUCCUUUCAUUCAUUCCUCAAGGCAGUUAGGGGCUACCAUAGUACUUUGCUUAUGUCUGUAUUUUAUGCCAUCACUGUAAUUGCUUGACUGUUUCUCCUACUGUUCUGUGAGCUUAUUAACAUGUGAGAAUCUAGUUUUACUCAUCUUGAUGUCUCCAUGAUCCAGCACAGUGCCUCACAUAGAGUAGAUCCCAAAUAACUGUUGGGUGGGUGGACAGAUGGAGGAAUGGAGACAGUUGGCUUAACUAGAUCCUAUAUACAGAUUGUUACUGGCUUCAAAGGAUGAUUAGAUAAGACUGUAAGAACUGGAUCCAUGUAAAUCCUCACCUGCCCUUUGAAGAACCAAUAAGGGAUCUUUGUCUUUAAAUAUAACAAAUGUUAUUCAGAUUUUGUACUUGUCUGUUUACCUCAGUGUACAUGAUAUGAGGAUGGUGUGUAACUAUGUAAAAUGUUUGUUUUUGAAAAUAAUUUGUUUCCCCACGA